AUGGAGCGCUGGGCGGCGGCGGCAGCGUGCACGCUGCUGCUGGCUUUCGCCGCCUGCCUGGCGCCGGCCAGUGGCGGAGGAUGUCGCAGUAACGAGUUUCAGUGCCAACCUGGGCGGUGUAUUACUGCGUCCUGGCGGUGUGAUGGGACCCGAGACUGUCCAAAUGGCGCGGAUGAAAUUGACUGCCCCACCAGUAGUUGCCAUUCCAACCAGUUCCUGUGUCCGAAUGAACAGCUCUGUAUCCCUAGCAGCUGGGUGUGUGAUGGGGAAGAUGACUGCAAUGAUGGUGCAGAUGAACGUCGGCAUUGCCCUGGGAUAACAUGCUCAAGCCGUCAGUUUACCUGUGAGAAUGGUGAAUGUAUCCCAGGGGAAUUCAGAUGCGACCAUUCUGUAGACUGCUUAGAUGGAACUGAUGAGAAAAACUGCCGAUACCCAGUAUGUGAGCAGCUAACUUGUGCCAACGGAGCCUGCUAUAACACCAGUCAGAGGUGUAAUGGGCAGGUUGAUUGCAGAGAUGCCUCUGAUGAACUCAAUUGCACUCGCCGAUGCGCGCGCAGUGAGUUCCAGUGUGGCGGUGGGCAGUGCCUUCCUAGAACCUACGUCUGCGACCAUGAAAUUGACUGUGAAGAUGGCAGUGAUGAGCUUUCUUGCAGUUCUUAUCAGACCUGCAAAGGCAAUGAAUUCACUUGCCCUAACGGUGUCUGCAUUGCACAGAACUGGGUUUGUGAUGGAGAAGGUGACUGUGUAGAUAACGCUGAUGAGGAUGGAUGCGAAAGCAAAAUUAAUCGUACCUUUGAAUGUUACCCAAAUGAAUGGGCCUGUCCAAAGUCUGGAAAAUGCAUCCCAAUUUCUAAAGUUUGUGAUGGGACUUUAGAUUGUCCAGGAGGAGAAGACGAAAGCAAUAUCACUGCAGGACAACAGUGUGAUGUGAAUCUGUGUCCGUCCUUGGGAUGUGAGUACCAAUGCCACAAGUCACCAGGUGGAGGGAUGUGUUAUUGCCCCUCAGGUUUUAUUGUCAACAAAAAUAGAACCAAUAACUGCGUCGAUUUUGAUGAUUGCCAGAUAUGGGGAGUUUGUGAUCAGAUAUGUGAAGACCGAAUUGGCCAUCACCGGUGUGACUGUGUAGAGGGGUAUGUCCUGGAGCGCCAGCAGCACUGCAGAGCUAAUUCUUCUUUUGGUGAGGCCUUUGUGAUCUUCUCCAAUGGUCGGGAUUUACUAAAGGGUAACAUUCAUGGAAACAACUUUCAGAUUCUGGCAGAGUCUCAAAAUCGUGGAUUGGCUGUGGGUGUGGAUUUUCACUAUCGGCAACGCAGAGUCUUUUGGACUGACAUUGUGCAAAAUAAGGUUUUUUCAGUUGACAUCUCUGGUUCACGUACCAGAGAAGUUCUCGGUGUUUCUAUCGAAGACCCAGAGAAUCUGGCUGUGGAUUGGGUAAAUGAUAAACUUUAUAUUGUGGAGACCAGAGUCAACUGCAUAGAUGUGGCAAAUUUGGAUGGAAGCCAUCGGAUUACCCUUAUAAGUGAACAUUUGGGACAUCCUAGAGGAAUUGCUGUGGACCCAACUGUUGGUUAUUUAUUUUUCUCAGAUUGGCAAAACGUUUUUGGGGUACCGAGGAUAGAAAGAGCUUACAUGGAUGGCUCCAACCGUAAAGACUUGGUAACAACAAAGCUGGGAUGGCCUGGUGGGAUAACCCUGGAUUUGGUAUCAAAGCGUGUUUACUGGGUUGACUCCCGAUUUGAUUACAUUGAGACUGUAACUUACGAUGGACUUAAAAGGAUGACAGUAAUUCAUGGAGGCUCGAACAUUCCUCAUCCCUUUUCAAUAAGCUUGUUUGAAGGAGAGUUGUUCUUCACCGAUUGGACAAAGAUGGCUGUACUGAAGGCAAACAAGUUCAAGGAGACUAACCCCAGAUUGUACUACCGCUCUUCCCUGAGGCCGUUUGGAGUGACUGUUUACCAUGCCCUCAGGCAGCCCGAUGCAAUGAAUCCAUGUGCACAUGAAAAUGGGGGCUGUCAGCACAUCUGUCUCCUCAGCCACAGAACAUUCAAUGGUGGUUUGGGUUACCGUUGCAAGUGUAGGCUUGGCUCCAUUCCGGAUUGGGAUGACUAUCAUUGUGUUGCUGCUGAGCGGUUUCUGCUCUUUUCAUCUAAUCUGGCUGUUCGUGGCAUCCCGCUCACCCUCUCUCACCAGACGGAUGUCAUCCUUCCAGUGACGGGAUCUUCUUCCGUCUUCCUUGGGAUUGAUUUUGAUGCCCGCGAGAAGGCUAUCUUUUUUUCAGAUACAAGGAAAAACAUUAUUUAUAGACAAAAGCUCGAUGGCACAGGAAGAGAAAUUAUCACAGCUAACAGGGUGCCAGGUGUUCAAAGUUUGAGUUUUGAUUGGAUUUCGAGGAAUCUCUAUUGGACAGAUUCUUCUUAUAGGAGUGUCAGUGUCAUAAAGCUAGCUGAUAAAUCAAGACGUACAAUCAUCCAAAAUUUAAAUAACCCACGGUCAAUCGUAGUUCAUCCUACUGCCGGGUAUAUAUUCUUCUCGGUUUGGUACCGUCCUGCUAAAAUCCUGAGGGCAUGGACUGAUGGGUCUAAUAUUUUACCUAUAGUAAACAGUACUCUUGGGUGGCCCAGUGGGCUGUCCAUUGACUGGAGUUCUUCACGAUUAUACUGGGUAGAUGCCUUUUUUGAUAAAAUUGAGCACAGUACCUUUGAUGGUUCAGACAGAAAAGCCCUGACCAAUGUACAUCAGUUGACAAAUCCUUUUGGACUUGCUGUCUUUGAAGACUAUAUAUAUGUUACUGAUUGGAGACGUGGUAUUAUUCGAUUCGGGAAAUACAAUGCUGCACAAUCGGUUAUUCUCCGAAGUGGUGUUGGUUCUGUAAUGCGUGCGAAAGUAUAUGAUUCUAGAAUCCAGACAGGGUCUAAUGCCUGUAACCGACCCACCAACCCAAAUGGCGACUGCAGUCACUUCUGCUUCCCAGUGCCGAAUUCCCAGCGGGUGUGUGGCUGCCCCCAUGGAAUGAGUCUGGCUUCCAACCGUUUGACGUGUGUGGAGAGCGCAUCCCAAGAGCCGCCCAUGGAGCAGUGUGGCACGCUUUCCUUCCCCUGUCACAACGGCAGAUGCGUGCCCCUUCAGUAUCGCUGUGAUGGCUUUGAUGACUGUCUUGAUAACAGUGAUGAGGCUCAAUGUACCACAUCUAAUGCUACCUGUUCACCUUUAGCAUUUGAGUGUAAACACGAAGGACACUGCAUUCCCUCAAUGUGGCGCUGUGAUGGAGAGAAUGACUGUCUGGAUGGCAGCGAUGAGCAGAACUGCCCCACCCGAGCACCCACUUCCUGCCGUGCUGAUCAAUUCACCUGUGACAAUAACCUCUGUAUCCCAAGGAGCUGGGUCUGUGACACAGAUAAUGAUUGUAGGGAUGGAUCAGAUGAAAAGUCAUGCAAUCAUACACAGACAUGUUCACCUACUCAGUUUCAUUGCCCUGAUCACCGAUGUAUUGCCCUAUCUUUUGUCUGUGAUGGGACCAAGGACUGUGCUGACGGAUCUGAUGAGAUUGGCUGUGUAAUUAACUGCACUGCUUCUCAAUUCACAUGUGUUAGUAAUGGUCAGUGUAUUAGCAAGAUAUAUCAUUGUGAUGGUAUUUUUGACUGCGAUGACCACUCUGAUGAGACAGAUUGUCCAACCAGGCCUCCUGGGAUGUGCCACCAAGAUGAAUUCCAGUGCCAAGAAGAUGGGAUCUGCAUUCCGAAGACCUGGGAGUGUGAUGGGCAUGAGGACUGCAUCCAGGGAUCUGAUGAGCACAAUGGCUGUCCCCCCAAAACCUGCCAUCCAUCUCAUUUUGUCUGUCAAAAUGGAAACUGCGUCUCUAGAAAUUGGCUCUGUGAUGGGGACAAUGAUUGUGGAGACAUGAGCGAUGAGAAGGACUGCCCUACUCAGCCUUUUCGGUGUCCCAGUUGGCAGUGGCAAUGCCCUGGCCAUAGCAUCUGUGUGAAUAUGAGUGCAGUGUGUGAUGGUGUCCCUGACUGCCCUGGUGGGACAGAUGAGUCCCCGCUUUGCAACCAGAAUAGCUGCUCAGAUUCCAAUGGUGGUUGUACUCACCAGUGUAUUCAAGGGCCCUAUGGGGCCCAGUGCCAGUGUCCAUUGGGAUACCUGCUCGGGAAUGACUCUAAGACCUGCGAAGACAUAGAUGAAUGUCGUAUUCGAGGCUUUUGUAGCCAGUACUGUCACAACAUGAGAGGCUCUUUCCGGUGUUGGUGUGACUUAGGGUACAGGCUGGACGCUGAUCGGAGGACUUGUAAAGCUACAGAACCUGAAAGUCUGUUACUGGUGGCGAGUCAGAGCCAGCUUAUUGCUGGCAAUAUUACCCGGCAGGGGUACUUUAUCUACCCGGUUAUCCAACAUGGUUCUCACAUUGUGGCUGUUGAUUUUGAUUCCGUCAGUGGUCGUAUCUUUUGGUCUGAUGGAACUCAGGGUAAAAUCUGGAGUGCCUUUCAAAAUGGAACUGAUAGAAAACUAAUACUUGACAGUGGUGUCAGCAUGACUGGAAAUAUUGCAGUAGAUUGGAUAGGACGCAAUCUUUACUGGACAGACAUUUCCCUGCAAACAAUUGAAGUCGCUAAACUGGAUGGGAGCCACAGGACUGUGCUGCUUAGUGAAAACACAACAAAUCCAGGGGGACUAGUAGUAGAUCCCAGAGCUACUGACCGUGUGAUGUUCUGGUCUGACUGGGGCAAUCACCCUCGCAUUGAGCGAGCUAGCAUGGAUGGCAGUCAGCGCACCGUCAUUGUCCAGGAGAAGAUCUACUGGCCCACUGGAUUAGCUCUUGAUUACCCCAACAGGCUAAUCUAUUUCAUGGAUGGCUAUCUUGAUUACAUAGACUUCUGUCACUACGAUGGAAGCAAUCGGAGGCAGGUGAUAGCCAGUGAUUUGAUUCUGCGCCAUCCUUAUUCCAUAAGUCUCUUUGAAGAUACUGUGUACUGGAGUGAUCGUGCUACUCAUGAGGUUAUGAAAGCCAAUAAGUGGCAUGGGGGGAACCAGUCAGUGGUGAUGACAGUUCACCAGCCUCUUGGCAUUGUUGUGGUUCAUCCUGCAAAACAACCAGUUUCCUCAAAUUCAUGCAACAAUGUCCGAUGCAGUCAUCUGUGCCUGCUUUCCUCAAGGAGUCUUUACACCUGUGCUUGUCCUUCCGGGUGGAAUCUUGCUCGUGAUUCUGUGACUUGCGUGAGAGAUGAUCAAGCAUUCCUAAUAGUUGUAAGAAACAGUAUAAUUUUUGGAAUUUCCCUUAAUCCUGACGUGAAGACCUUUGAUGCUAUGGUGCCCAUAUCAGGGAUACGCAAUGGUUAUGAUGUUGCAGUUGAUUACUCAGAGCAAUUCAUCUACUGGCUUGAAAAUCCAGGUGAAAUUCACAGAGUGAAGACAGAUGGUACCAACAGGACAGUGUUUGCUCCUCUGUCAAGUCUGGGGGCUUCUGCGAGCCUGGCGUUAGACUGGCUAUCAAGAAACCUUUAUUUUACUGAUCAUGUGACUCGGUCAAUUAAGGUUUUAACACUUCGAGGAGAUGUCAGUUACGGGAAAACCCUGAUUACCAAUGAUGGGACGAGUCUUGGAGUUGGUUUGCCAGUUGGCAUAACUAUCGAUCCUAUUAAUGGGAAACUGUACUGGUCAGACCGAGGAACCAACAGUGGCAUUCCUCCCAAGAUUGCCAGCGCUAACAUGGAUGGCAAAUCUCCAAGAACUCUCUUUACUGGGAGCCUUGAAAAUGUGGCAUUUAUCACCCUUGAUAUUGAGGAGCAAAAACUCUACUGGGCAGUCAGCAGUACGGGAGUGAUUGAAAGAGGAAAUGUGGAUGGAACAAAUCGAAUGAUCCUGGUAAACCAUCUUUCCUACCCCUGGGGACUUGCUGUCUAUGGCCCCUUCCUUUAUUACUCCGAUGAAGAAUAUGAGGUCAUUGAAAGAGUUGACAAGGCUACGGGGGCCAACAAAAUAGUCUUGAGAAAUAAUCUCCCAAAUCUCAGAGGCCUUAAAAUUUACCAAAGACAUGGCUCCGAAUCCUCAAACGGCUGCAGCAACAACAUGAAUAUCUGUCAGCAAAUUUGCCUGCCUGUGCCAGGAAGACUGUUCUCCUGUGCCUGUGCCACCGGAUUUAAACUCAAUCCUGACAAUCGGACCUGCUCUCCCUAUAGUUCUUUCAUUGUUGUUUCCUCGCUGCGGACCAUCAGGGGCUUUAGCCUGCAGUUGUCAGACCACUCAGAAGCCAUGGUACCAGUGGCAGGCCCGGGACGAAAUGCACUGCAUGUGGAUGUGGAUGUAUCUUCUGGCUUUAUUUAUUGGUGUGAUUUUAACAUCUCUGUGGCAUCUAAUAAUGCAAUCCGUAGAAUCAAACCAGAUGGGUCUAAUUUUACAAACAUCAUUACAGAUGGGAUAGGAGUAAAUGGAGUCCGGGGUAUUGCGGUGGAUUGGGUAGCAGGAAAUCUUUAUUUUACCAAUGCUUUUAGAUCUGAAACACUGAUAGAAGUUCUAAGGAUCAACACCACCCACCGCCACAUUCUCCUUAAAACCACAGUGGAUAUGCCCAGAGACAUUGUUGUGGACCCCAAGAAUCGAUACCUCUUCUGGUCUGACUAUGGGCAGAACCCAAAGAUUGAACGGUCUUUUCUUGACUGUACCAAUCGAACUGUGCUUGUAUCAGACAUCACUGCCACACCACGGGGCUUGGCAUUGGAUCAUAGCAGUAACUACAUUUAUUGGGUUGAUGACGCUGUAGAUUUAAUUGCAAGGAUCAGCAUUGAGGGAGGGGACUCUGAAGUGAUUCGUUUCGGCAGUCGUUACCCAGCUCCUUAUGCCAUCACUGUGUUUGGAAAUUCUAUCAUAUGGGUAGACAGGAAUUUAAAGAAAAUCCUCCAAGCCAGCAAGGAACCAAAUAGAGCAGAUCGACCAACAGUGAUAAGGGACAAUAUUGAUUGGCUAAGAGAUGUGACCAUCUUUGACCAGAGUGUCCAGCCUCGGUCACCAGCAGAGCUCAACAACAACCCUUGCUUGGAAAAUAAUGGAGGAUGUACCCAUUUCUGCUUUGCUCUGCCUAAAUCACAAACCCCUAAAUGUGACUGUGCCUUUGGGACCCUGCAAGCUGAUGGCAAGAGCUGUGCCAUUUCAUCAGAAAAUUUCCUCAUCUUUGCCUUGGAUAAUUCCUUGAGGAGCUUACGUUUUGACCCCAAAGACUAUAGCCAACCUUUCCCAGCAAUAAGUGUGGAAAAAAUGGCUGUGGCCCUAGACUACGACAGCAUAGAUAACAGAAUCUACUUCACACAACUUUUGUCAUCUGGAAAAGGCCAGAUUUCCUAUGUCAACCUGAAUUCAAGGAGCAGUCCGCCCACUGUUGUUGUUUCAGGCAUAGGGAGUCCUGAGGGCAUUGCCUUUGACUGGAUCAAUAGAAGAAUUUAUUACAGUGACUACACCAAUCAGAUGAUUAAGUCCAUUGCCACGGAUGGGUCUAGACACACUACGAUAGCCGAAGUUCCAAAGCCAAGAGGAAUUGUGUUAGAUCCUUGCCAAGGGUACAUGUAUUGGACCGACUGGGGUACUAAUGCUAAAAUCGAGACUGCCACAAUGGGUGGAUACUCCCGGAGAAGCUUGGUGGACAGGGACCUGGUCUGGCCCAAUGGGCUCACUCUGGACUAUGAACAAAACCUUCUCUACUGGGCAGAUGCUAAUCUGGAGAAGAUUGAGCGCUUCGAUCUAGAGCGCUAUCUGCGGGAGGUCGUUGUCAGCAGAGCCAAUAGUCCUUUUGGCUUAGCUGUUCAUGGCCAGCAUGUUUACUGGACUGACUUGCUCACUCAGAAAAUUUAUCAAGCUAACAAAGUUGAUGGGUCAGGUCAGACUGCAGUGACCACGACCCUUCCCUUUCGGCCUAAGGGUAUCUGUGCUGUUGUGAAGGACCAACAACAGUGUGACAAUCCUUGCGAUCGGUUUAAUGGGGGCUGCAGCCAUAUUUGUGCACCAGGUCCAAAUGGUGCUGAGUGCCAGUGUCCACAUGAGGGCCACUGGUAUCUGGCCAACAACAAUAAGUACUGUAUCCCGGAUAAUGGUACCCGGUGUGACAGUUCCAAGUUCACCUGCCUUAGUGGGAAGUGCAUCCCUGACCAGUUGAAAUGUAAUGACAUUGAUGACUGUGGUGACAGCAGUGAUGAGCUGGAAACUCUCUGUGCGUUUCACACCUGCCCUUCGACAAGCUUCACCUGCGCCAAUGGUCGAUGUGUCCCAUACAGUUAUCGCUGUGAUCACUACAAUGACUGUGGUGACAACAGUGAUGAGGCAAGGUGCCAUUUCAGGGCUUGUAACAAAACAGAAUUUACUUGCAAAAAUGCAAGGUGCAUCUCUUCUUCAUUAGUCUGUGAUGGGAUAGACAACUGCCAUGACAACAAUGCUUCAGAUGAGAAAAAUUGCCCCGAACGCACGUGCCAUCCUGGAUACGUAAAAUGUACGAAUUCAACGAUUUGUAUUCCACAUUCUUUCUUGUGUGAUGGAGACAACGAUUGUGGAGAUAUGAGUGAUGAAAACCCCAUUUUCUGUGGCGCUAAGUCGUGUAGGAGCGAUGAGUUCCAUUGCACCUCUGGGCCCUGUAUUCCUGCACAUUGGUAUUGUGAUCAUGAAAGAGACUGUUCUGACGGCUCUGACGAACCUCCCACUUGUGAGUUUUCUCAGUCAACAUGCGCCAGUGAUUAUUUCAAGUGUGACAAUAACCGGUGCAUCCCAAUGAUGUGGGUCUGUGAUGGUGAUAAUGACUGUGGAGACUUGAGUGAUGAGGAUGAAAGACACAACUGCAAGGAUCGCAACUGCUCAAGUUCUGAGUUUGCCUGUGCAGUUAGUGUGCCUCCACACAGAGGGUGUAUCCCUAGAUCGUGGGUUUGUGAUGGCGAAGCGGAUUGCUUUGAUGCCUCUGAUGAGCACCAGAAUUGCACCAGGAGAUCCUGCCUUGGAACGGAGUUCGUCUGUAACAAUGGCUUGUGUAUCCCCAACCAGUUCAGGUGUGACCGGAACAACGACUGUGGUGACUACAGUGAUGAGAGGGGCUGUGUGUACCCUGCCUGCGACAAGACCCUUUUUACAUGUCAGAACGGACUCUGCAUUAAUAAGGCCUAUGUCUGUGAUGGGGACAAUGACUGUAGAGAUAACUCGGAUGAGCUCGAGCACCUGUGUCACACCCCGGAAACCACAUGUCCCCCUCAUCAGUUCAGGUGUGACAAUGGGAACUGCAUUGAGAUGGUGAAAGUCUGUAACAACUUCCCUGACUGUUCAGACCGCAGUGAUGAGAAAGGAUGUGGCAUUAAUGAGUGCAAUGACCCUACACUCAGUGGUUGUAGCCAAAACUGCACAGACACCUUAACCAGUUUCUAUUGUUCUUGUAACCCUGGUUACAAGCUGUUGUCGGACAAGAGGACUUGUGUUGAUAUUGAUGAAUGCAAAGAGACGCCCUUCGUCUGCAGCCAAAUGUGUGAGAACUUACCUGGCACUUACAUCUGCAAAUGUGCCCCAGGCUACAUCCGUGAGCCAGAUGGAAAGACCUGCCGGCAGAACAGCAACAUCAAGCCUGAUCUCAUUUUUAGCAACCGUUACUAUUUGAGAAAUCUAACUAUCGAUGGCCAUUUAUACUCCCUCAUCUUGCAAGGACUGGGUAAUGUUGUGGCACUGGAUUUUGACCGAGUAGAAAAGAGAUUGUACUGGCUUGAUAUAGAGAAUAAAGUCAUUGAGAGAAUGUUUGUGAAUCAGACAAACAGGGAGACAGUCCUAAAGCACAAUCUACCAGGUGCGGAAAGUCUGGCUAUCGACUGGGUUACCAGAAAGCUCUAUUGGGUGGAUUCCUACCUGAAUUGCCUUUCUGUCUCUGACCUCAGUGGUCGAUACCGCCGCAAGUUGGCUGAGCACUGUGUGGAUGCCAACAACACCUUCUGCUUUGAGAACCCUAGAGGACUUGCACUUCACCCUCGAUAUGGGCACGUCUACUGGGCAGAUUGGGGUGACCGAGCGUACAUUGGGAGAGUAGGCAUGGACGGAACCCUCAAGUCUCUGAUUAUCUCUACCAAGAUCAUGUGGCCCAACGGACUCACCAUUGAUUACACCAAUGAUCUACUCUACUGGGCAGACGCCCACCUGGGUUACAUUGAGUACUCUGAUUUGGAGGGCCACCAUCGGCACACGGUUUAUGAAACCGGCACGCUGUCUCACCCCUUUGCUAUUACCGUUUUUGAAGACACCAUUUAUUGGACAGAUUGGAAUACAAAGACAGUUGAAAAGGGAAACAAAUACAAUGGGUCAAAUAGAGUGGCGCUGUUGAACGUAACACACAGGCCGUAUGACAUCCAUGUGUAUCAUCCUUACAGGCAGCCAAUUGUGGCUAAUCCCUGUGGUACGAACAAUGGUGGCUGUUCUCAUCUCUGCCUCAUCAAAGAAGGAGGUGCUGGAUUCACUUGCGAGUGUCCAGACAAUUUCUAUACCGUCCAGCGUGGUCACAGCACCCAGUGCCUGCCCAUGUGCUCUAGCACCCAAUUCCUAUGUGCCAACAGUGAAAUGUGUAUUCCUAUCUGGUGGAAAUGUGACGGGCGGAGAGACUGCUUGGAUGGUUCUGAUGAACCUGUCACUUGCCCGCAGCGCUUCUGCGCAUUAGGAAUGUUCCAGUGCAAUGAUGGCAACUGCACCAACUCACACUCUCUGUGCAAUUUGCGUCAGGAUUGCCCUGAUGGGUCCGAUGAAGACCCUGUGCUUUGUGAGCAUCACCAGUGUGAGCCCUAUGAGUGGCAGUGCGCCAACAAGCGCUGCAUUCCCGAGUCCUGGCAGUGCGACAUGGAGGGCGACUGCGACGAUAACUCGGACGAGGACAGCGCCCACUGCGCCGGCAGGACCUGCCCGCCUGGCUACUUCAAGUGCGCCAACGGCCACUGCAUCCCUCAGAUAUGGAAGUGUGACGUAGACAACGACUGCGGAGACUACUCGGACGAGCCCUUGCAGGAAUGCUUGGGCCCCUCCUAUCGCUGCAAUAACUAUACAGAAUUCAGCUGCAAAACAAACUACCGCUGCAUCCCGAAGUGGGCUGUGUGCAACGGUGUCAACGACUGCAGGGACAACAGUGAUGAGCAGGACUGUGAGUCGAUGACAUGCAAACCUUCUGGGGAAUUUCGGUGUACAAAUCACCACUGCAUCCCUCUUCGCUGGAGAUGUGAUGGGCAAAAUGACUGUGGAGACCACUCCGAUGAGGAAAACUGUGCCCCCCGGAAGUGCACGGAGAGCGAGUUUCGGUGUGAUGAUCAGAGCUGCAUUCCUUCUCGAUGGAUCUGUGACCAAGCCAACGACUGUGGGGACAACUCAGAUGAGCGGGACUGCGAGAUGAUGACCUGCCGUCCUGGAUAUUUUCAGUGUGAUAGUGGGCACUGUGUUUCUGAACAUUUGAAGUGCAAUGGGUUGGCUGACUGUCAUGAUGCCUCUGAUGAAGCCAAUUGUCCCACCCGCUUUCCCAAUGGUGCAUACUGUCCAGCUACUAUGUUUGAAUGUAAAAAUCACGUUUGUAUCCAUUCAUCUUGGAAAUGUGAUGGUGAUAAUGACUGUGGAGAUGGUUCCGAUGAAGAACUUCAUCUGUGCUUAAAUGUUGCCUGUGACUCACCAUACCGUUUCCGGUGUGACAACAAUCGCUGCAUUUAUCGUCAUGAGGUGUGCAACCAGGAGGAUGACUGUGGAGAUGGAAGUGAUGAGAAAGAGGCGCUCUGUGUAGCACCGACUCCUAGACCUUGUACGCCGGCUGAAUUCAAGUGUAGCAAUGGGCGCUGCAUUCCACAGCACCGGGUGUGUGAUCAUGUUAAUGACUGUGGUGACAAUUUCGAUGAGACGGGAUGCAGUAAAGGAAAAGACAGAUCAUGUGCUGAAAAUCUGUGUGAACACAACUGUACCCAGUUACGUGAAGGAGGAUUCAUCUGCUCCUGUAGACCCGGAUUCAAAGCCGAUAGCAUUGACAGAAACCUCUGUGAAGACAUCAAUGAAUGUUUGCAGUUUGGGAGUUGUCCCCAGAUCUGCCAUAACACCAAAGGAAGUUAUGAGUGUUCCUGCGCCGAAGGGUUCACAUCGCUGAGUGACAGAUACGGAGAACGGUGUGCGGCUGACGGUAGUCCUCCUUUGCUGCUACUGCCUGAAAAUGUGAGAAUUCGAAAAUACAACCUCUCAUCUCUUCAGUUCUCAGAGUACCUGGAAGACCAGGAGCGCAUUCAGGCUAUGGAUUAUGAUUGGGAUCCGGAGGGCACAGGCCUCAGUGUUGUAUAUUACACUGUUCUAGGGGAGGGCUCCAGUUUCGGUGCUAUCAAACGUGCCUACAUUCCCAACUUUGAAUCUGGAAGCAAUAAUCCUGUGAUGGAAAUUAACCUGGACCUGAAAUAUAUAGUGCAGCCUGAUGGAUUAGCAGUGGACUGGGUUGGAAGGCAUAUUUACUGGUCAGAUGCCAGGAGGCAACGGAUUGAAGUGGCUGAACUUGAUGGAAGGUACAGAAAGUGGCUGAUUUCCACUGAACUGGAUCAACCAGCUGCAAUAGUUGUGAAUCCCAAACUAGGGUUUAUGUACUGGACUGACUGGGGCGAAAAUCCUAAAAUCGAGUCCGCUUGGAUGGAUGGGCAGCGUCGGAAAGUCUUGGUUCAGGAGGACCUCGGUUGGCCAACAGGACUCUGUAUAGAUUAUGUGAAUGGUGACCGGAUCUACUGGAGUGACCUCAAGGACAACAUUGUUGAAACCAUCAAAUAUGAUGGAACCGAUAGGAGAACAGUGGUAACUUCAGCGGUAAACCCUUAUAGUCUGGACAUCUUUGAGAGCCAGUUAUACUGGACAUCUAAGGAUAAGGGAGAAGUGUGGAUCCAAGAUAAAUUUGGGCGAAACAAGAAAGAGAAAUUGCUGACAGUGAACCCUUGGCUUACUCAAGUUCGAGUCUUCCAUCAGCGGAAAUAUAAUCAUUCAGUGCCCAACCGCUGUAAAAAUGUCUGCAGCCACUUGUGCCUUCUGAGACCUAGGGGAUACACCUGCGCCUGUCCCCAAGGAUCCAGAUUUCUGGAAGGGAGCGUCACAGAGUGUGAUGCAGCCAUCGUAAAUGCUAUCAGCAUGCCUUCUCCAUGCAGGUGUAUGAAUGGAGGAAGCUGCUAUUUUGGUGAGAAUAACCUCCCCAAAUGCAAGUGUUCUAGUGGCUACAUGGGAGAAUAUUGUGAAAUGGGGCUUUCACAAGGCGUUCCUCCAGGAACAACGGCAUCCGUGCUGUUGACAGUCAUCUUGAUCAUCGUAAUUGCUGCUUUAGCCGCUUUCGGAUUUUUCCACUAUCGGAAAACUGGCUCCAUUUUGCCUUCUCUGCCCAAGCUGUCAAGCCUAAGCCAUCUGAAAUCCUCUGAAAAUGGAAAUGGGGUGACCUUCAGAUCAGGGGGUGAUGUGAACAUGGAUAUUGGAGUAACUGGUUUUGGGCCCGAGUCUGCUAUUGACAGAUCGCUGGCGAUGAAUGAACAUUUUGCCACAGACUUCGGGAAGCCGCCCAUCAUAUUUGAGAACCCGACAUACACCUCCAAGGACACCGCUAUCACAGCGGCUCAGCCAACAACAGCCCCGGUAACCGAAUCUGGAACAGUGCAUAACAAAAACUACGGCAGUCCUCUAAACCCUGCUGAACUAGUUACAGACACAAAGCCAACUUCCUCAAGUGAUGAAACUCAGCCAACAAAAUGGAAUAUCUUCAAAAGAAAACCGAAACAAAAUACCAACUUUGAAAAUCCAUUCUAUUCUGAGAUGGAGAAUGAACCAAAGGUCAGUGCUGCUGUGACCCCACCUCCAUCACCUUCUCCUCCUGCUAAGGUUUCUUGGAAAAAAGGCUCAACUCCAGGCUACAGUGCAACAGAAGACACAUUUAAAGAUACUGCAAAUCUUGUUAGAGAAGACUCUGAGGCAUAA
Molecule: messenger RNA, 13944 nt
Organism: Rangifer tarandus platyrhynchus (Svalbard reindeer)
Lineage: Eukaryota; Metazoa; Chordata; Mammalia; Artiodactyla; Cervidae
Source: the annotation of a GenBank genome assembly